CCACCAGGGUGCUGUGUGGAGCUGCUGCUGCUGCUGCUGGCUGGAGAGCUGCCCCUGGGUGGCGGCUGCCCACGGGACUGCGUGUGCUACCCGGCACCCAUGACGGUCAGCUGCCAGGCGCACAACUUCGCCGCCAUCCCUGAGGGCAUUCCAGAGGACAGCGAGCGCAUCUUCCUGCAGAACAACCGCAUCACCCUCCUCCAGCAGGGCCACUUCAGCCCUGCUAUGGUCACCCUGUGGAUCUACUCCAACAACAUCACCUUCAUCGACCCCAAUACCUUCGAGGGCUUUGUGCACUUGGAGGAGCUGGACCUCGGCGACAACCGGCAGCUGCGGACGCUGGCACCUGAGACCUUCCAGGGCCUGGUGAAGCUCCACGCCCUCUACCUCUAUAAGUGUGGGCUCAGCGCCCUGCCCGCGGGCAUCUUCGCCGGCCUGCACAGUCUGCAGUACCUCUAUUUGCAGGACAACCACAUCGAGUACCUGCAGGAUGACAUCUUUGUGGAUCUGGUCAACCUCAGCCACCUGUUCCUCCAUGGCAACAAGCUGUGGAGUCUGGGCCAGGACACCUUCCGGGGGCUGGUGAAUCUGGACCGGCUGCUGCUGCACGAGAACCAGCUGCAGUGGGUCCACCACAAGGCUUUCCACGACCUCCGCCGGCUCACCACCCUCUUCCUCUUCAACAAUAGUCUCUCUGAGCUCCAGGGCGACUGCCUGGCACCCCUGGGGGCCCUGGAGUUCCUCCGCCUCAACGGGAACGCCUGGGACUGCGGCUGCCGAGCUCGCUCCCUGUGGGAAUGGCUUCGGAGGUUCCGCGGCUCCAGCUCCGCCGUCCCUUGCGUGUCCCCGGAGCAGCGGCAGGGCCAGGACCUGAAGCUGCUGAGUGCCGAGGACUUCCGGAACUGCACCGGGCCAGCGUCCCCGCACCAGAUCAAGUCACACACACUCACCACCACCGACAGGGCUGCCCGGAAGGAGCACCACCCGGCCCGCGGCCCCGCCAGGGACAAGAGCCACCCACACGGCCAUCUGCCCGGCUCCCGGACGGGCUAUAGGAAGCCAGGCAAAAACUGCACCAGCCACAGGAAUCGCAACCAGGUCUCCAAGGUGGGCGCGGGGAAGCAGGCCCAGGAGCUGCAGGACUAUGCCCCGGACUACCAGCACAAGUUCAGUUUUGACAUCAUGCCCACAGUGCGGCCCAAGAGGAAGGGCAAGUGUGCCCGCAGGACCCCCAUCCGUGCCCCCAGCGGGGUGCAGCAGGCCUCCUCCAGCAGUUCUCUGGGGGCUUCCAUCCUGGCCUGGAUACUGGGGCUGGCAGUCACUCUCGGCUGAGGACCCAGGGCACCAGCACCCAGCACUGCCACAAGUCCACCAAGGAACAGAUUUCUUUUCUUUUUAUACAAGUGGAGUAUCUGCUGGGUUUCAGACAGAGCCUGGUAAAGGCUUUGCUGCCGUUUUGGGCCCCACCCGAUGGAUUAUAAACCCAAAGUGUACAGCCCCAUCGAGGGGGGAUUAGCACACCUCACCCGGCUGUCCCAGCCAGCCCCACGGAGCAGCCACGGACAGCACCCGUCCAGCGAGGCGGUCCAAGUGCUCAGAGGGAACCCUUCAUUAGCUACAAUGGCAUGGCGCCCCACGGGAGCCGGGCUCUGUGGAGUCCCGGUUAUUUGGAGAGGUUGGAAGGGCCCUCCCCGUUCUUGCAGGAAGCAGGGCUCAGGAACAGAUGACGCUCACCCAAGAGGCUGGCCUGACCGUCUGUCUGGGAGCACACGAGCAGGUGGCCUUUUGGCUUUUGCCUGAAGCCGUGUAGUCAGCCUGCUGUGGAUCCAACAGUGUGCCACCUUUCGUCCUUCCCCUGGGGCCACGCCUCUCACUCCCGCUGUCUCAGGCAACCCUGGCACACUCACCCACACCCUGGGCUCCCAGAACCGAUUACCAAAGGAAAGACAUCAGAGGCUGACAUUCAGAACUUCAUCAUGUGCAAUGAGGUUCUCACAGGAGGUGCAGUUUUAUAACUAUGUCCACUUAUAUAUAGACACACACUCUACAUAUAUAUAUAUAUAUAUAUACACACAUACACACACGAAGGCACAGGUCUCCUGCUCCACUCCCCUACCAGACUGUAUGUCUUACCAUGUUUAUAAACUGUACGGAAAACUAUGUCUGCUGAACUAACGAUGGUAUUGGCGAUUUCUAGCAAGAAAAGAGUGAUAGGAGUUUUGUCUAGAAGCCCAACUUGCAGCAACUGCCCCCCGUAACCUGGGCUUGCCAGGGGCAUGGGCAGAUGGUCAGCGGGGAGGCAACCAAGGGCCAGAGAGAAGGAGAGGCAGUAAGAAUCCCUCCAGGGACCAACACUCCUAGCUAUUUAGAGCGUCACCUUGUUUUUAUGUGCAGCACAAGCGCAUCUGCUGCCCAGAACACAGUCACCCCACUAGUAACUGCUGGCGUCAGGGUGAGAAGCAAACGAGAAGCUGCUUUUUGGACAUCAGGGAGCCAGGUCUGUGGACGGGCUGGACAGGGAAGGGGGGCAAGGAGCUGUGGGUUUCCCAGGCCAUUGGGUGAAGCAGCCUUCGCAGUGUUAGUUCGAGCAGCGGGGCAGUGUCGUCAGCCUAGAGUUUUGCAGCGACGGUCUAGACAGGCCAGGAGACUCUGGACAGGAGCCCUGGUCUCUAGCACAGCUCAGCUGCUGGGUUUUUUCUUGGGGCUCUCUGAUGGGCAUCCCAGCUAGGGCCCCGUGUAGGGUGGCAGGAGGGAGAGCAUCAGGGGCCUCUUAGCAGAGGGGAACUGUGCGGGCAUUUCAAGAACCAUCUCAGGCACUUCUGUAUUUUAGAGGCCCUGUCCCUACUGGCCCUUCUGAAGAUGCCCAGGGACCAGGAGAGGUCCAGGGCCAGACUCAGGGGUCAGGAGUGGGGAUGUGCAGGCAGUGAAGCAGGCCAGGCAGGGUGCAGAGGCUCCGGUCCAGGUCGGCCAUACUGCUGGCUGGGGCCCGGGUGGGCACAAUCUCCUUUGCAUUUUGCACAAACCUGAAUUCCCCCCCCUCAGAGAGGACAUAUAUGAGGAGUAAGAAACACUGAAUCCAAUUAAGAGAGAAAAAUAAUAAUUAAAAACAAUUUCUCUUG
This is a messenger RNA of Phyllostomus hastatus (greater spear-nosed bat), 3119 nucleotides long. It is a transcript of the gene RTN4RL1, whose product is annotated as reticulon 4 receptor like 1. Gene Ontology annotation, cellular component: plasma membrane. NCBI's taxonomy places the organism in Eukaryota, Metazoa, Chordata, Mammalia, Chiroptera, Phyllostomidae. Gene Ontology annotation, molecular function: protein binding. The record is from RefSeq and is a predicted model, not a curated record. The annotation marks the transcript as partial. The transcript has a single exon.